This is a messenger RNA of Sclerotinia sclerotiorum 1980 UF-70, 675 nucleotides long. RefSeq lists its product as hypothetical. NCBI's taxonomy places the organism in Eukaryota, Fungi, Ascomycota, Leotiomycetes, Helotiales, Sclerotiniaceae. The transcript has a single exon. The record is from RefSeq and is a predicted model, not a curated record. Bases 1 to 675 code for a protein of 224 amino acids.
AUGCGUUUCCAAAUCCUCGCCACAGUUCCUAUCCUCUCUCUCGUCGUAGCCCAAUCAGCCACCGAGAACGUCAACACCAUCACCACAGCAGCCAACACAGCAGCCGCCAGCGUAACCCCAGACAUCGGCGCCUACUCCCGCGACGCCCAACAAGACGAAUCCGCGCUAUCGAUCCUCUCCGCCCAACUAGCCACCGAAACCAACCCUGGGCAAAAAACCCAACUCAGCGCACAAAUCUCCCAUCUAACCGUUCAACUCGCCGUUCUCAGUUCGCAAGCCGCAUACGCCAGUUCCGUAUCUACCGCUGGUGCCGCCAACGCUUCCGCAAAUGCGCUUUCCUAUAUCUCCAGCUUGAGCGCUAUUGCAGCGACCGAGACUAAUUCUGCGAUUAGGAGUCAGUUGAGUGUGCAGAUGAGUCAGAUUAGUAGUCAGGCUAGUUUGACUUCUACGUCGUCUAGUGAGUCGGCUAGGGUGACGGGGAAUGUGGUUACGACGACGGAUGGGGAGGGGAAUACGGUUACUGGGACUGCGAGUGUUACAGGGACUGCGACGAGGGGCCCGGCGACGGGAACCGGAACGAGGAGUACCGGGGAGAGUAGUAGUGCGGGGGCGGUGGCGACGAGGGUUCCGGUUGUGGGGGCUGCGGUGUUGGGGAUGGCGGCGUUUUUGUUGUAG